AACACUGAUAUCAUCAUCCUCACCAAUAACUCUAGUCGUACUGCAACUGAGACUGCUGCCAGUGUGUACUGGACAUGUCCCUCUGCUGGAAACUCAGGCGGUGCCUGUCUAUUGGAUGGGGUUCUACCUGUAGCCCCGAUGGCUGACUAUGUUGGAGCCCAUCCUUGUGACCUGGAUCUACCCCCUACUGUACCACGAGUUGCUGGUGCACCUCCUCACCCCGCAGAUGCGGACAAACGUGUCCUAACUAUCUGUGCAAGAAAUAAGAGAAGGUUUAUUUCCUUAAUUGACGCUAUAACACGAUAAGAAUCCUAAAGAAAGGAAACUUUUCCUAAAAUGCCUGUGUAACCUCCUAAAACUUUUCCUAAAAUGCCUCUGAAACCUCCUAUCUAUAGAUAUGGGGCUCUAGAUAUCUAUACAUAAAGACUCUACUAUACACUGCUCCAUGACUCCAAGGAAUUGGAAAACCUAGGCUCAGAUACCAAGUUUGUCAUGACUCAAACUGGAGACUUAGACGUGAUAGGGCACCUAACAAGACAAUACCCUUGUUAGGCGAACCCUCUAACGAAAUAGGCUCAUUAUAGUGAAAUAAAUAUGCAAGAAGAGAUACUACAGUAGUCUAACAUAACGUAAAUGCGAAAAGAAGUACAAUAAACACAUAUUACCCAAAGAAAAGUGACUAAGUCAUGGAGCUACUACUAUUCGAGUACAAAGUAUGAGAUGUGGCUCGAAAGUAAAGUCCAUACUAAAUAAUAAAAGAUGUGGCUGAAUAAGGCGUCCACGGUGUAGUGACGGCUCACCUCAGCUCUGAACAUGUCUAGAAGUGUCUAAAACUCAGGGAUCCUCUACUGCAUCGCCCUCUUCGAGUCCUGCACCAAAUAGCAAGAGUGAGUCGAAAGACCCAACAAGUUCAUAGACCCGGUCUCUUAGCUUAACUUACCCUUGGGACAAGACUUUAGAUAAAAUGUAGUACUGUACUAUCAACAAAGGCAUAAUAGGUAAAAAAUGAGCAUAGUUAUGCAAUUAUCACAGAAGUCAUGAACAUAAUCACAUAGGAUAAUCAUGAUGCUACUAUGCUGCUGAAAUGCAAAGGCUGCUAUUACUUCUAUGGAGCAUAGGUUACCCGUCUGACCCAUCUGGUGCGGUGCAUCAACCACAUGACCUACCCAUCUUCGGUGCAUUGGUGCCUGUCUGACCCGUCGGGCGCAGUGCAUCAGCCACACGUCUUACCCGGUAUUGUCUCAAACUACUAACUGGCCUUAUAACAUCAUCAUGCCCAGGCUGUGUGUGCUAAUGGAUGUGUGAUCAUGCAUGCUAAUAAGCAAAACAGGCAUCACAAGAAAAUGGUUAACUGCUGAGGAUAUCAAUAUCACAUAUAUACAUAUGCUGGGACCCUCGCGGUCUAUGCUUUGUAUUAAAAUGUGGCUAACCUAGUUCAUGCUUGUCCCACAAACAAAUUAGAUAGUGUAGAUUGCAUGUAAAUAGCACAUAAGUUACUCUUUUGUUGAAAAACAUGCAAAGUAAUUGUUAAAUUCUAAGUCACUCUUUUAUUGAAAAGCAAGCAAACUAAGAGUUAAAGUCUCACUUGCCUCGAAAAUGGCAGACUUCCCUUUUACUUGAAUGUCCGAAGUCUUCUCAAAUGAUCGUUGUUGCCCUCAGUCUAUUCAAAAUCAUGAACAACAGGUCCAAAUUAGCCUAGGGAAACUAAUACCAUAAUUUUUGGACACCCGGGUUCAAAGUCAACCAUUGGUCAAUUCAAAAUCGCCCCUCAGGUCAGCUGUUCAAAAUCCAAAAUAAAUUACAUGAAUGUGUUACCCAUUAGCUAUGGAAUCCUAUUCUACAAUCAAAAUCCUAUUUUAAUAUCAAUUGAUAGGCCAAAUCAUCAAUUUUCCAUUCCUAGGUCUAGGUCUAAAACACCUAAUUUUAGCCUCUUAGAAUUCAUGAUUUAGCAGUUCAAAUCGUGUAUAAAUCAAGUAUAUUGUUGGAUUUAGCGUUAGGAGCUCAUGCCUUGAAUCUUAGUUCAAAACUCCAUCAAUUCGGACCCUAUGCACGAGCUCCAAAACCCCAAACUAGUGUAAAAAUGGCUACUGAAAUUCAAAAUUAGCUUUUUAUAUCCCGUUCUCUUUCGUGUUCGCAAACCUCAGGCACGCGUUUGCGAUGCAGUUGCUGUCAGGCUUGCGCGAUCACGGUCAUCACCUCGUAAUGUAGAAGACUUGAUCGGCGUUGACUUGACUUUUCCCUUAGCAGUCGUGCCCUCGCAAUCGAGUUGAACAUUUUCUCUGUGUUCCGCGAUCGCAACUGGUGCUGUGCGGUUGCGAAGAGAGCACCAACACCAGAAAAAUUUGCAAUUCUAAUUGUCCCCAAAUGGUGCCGAAAUACCCUGAGCCCUCGGGUCCCAGCCAGAACAUACCAACUAGUCUAAAAACAUCAUAUGAGCCUAUAGGAAGUCCCAAAUCAUGCAACACUCAAACAGAGAGGUCGGUUUGUUACAGGACCUUGUAUGCUUUGCUGCUUGGUUUAGAAUGAAGCAGUCCCUCUGCCUUCACAAGAAAAACCAUCAGACACGCAUAAAGUAUUAAAAAAGGAACUUGAAUGAUGCAAAAACUUGUUCAAUAUGGCAUCUUUGCCCAUUUCCAUUCCAAACUAUCUUUAAAAAAAGUGCCUCCUUGGUUAACUAGAAUUACGGAGAGAAUAAAUGAAAAAUCAGGGCUAUUUCCAUCAUCAAUUAAUCACGUGCUUAUCAAUGAAUACCUUCCUAACCAAGGAAUAAUGCCGCAUCAAGACGGACCAGCUUAUUAUCCUGUAGUGGCAAUUCUUUCUCUUGGAUCUCCUGUGGUUAUGGAUUUCACUCCACAUCCUAAUUUGAGCAGCCAUGUUGGUACACAUGGAAAGAGUGUUGAUGACAAAAUUUCUGACCAGGAGGCCGCUGUGAUGAAUUCAAGUGAACGGCUAGAUAACUGCCAUCCUUUUUCUAUCAUAUUAAUGCCUCGCAGUUUGUUGAUAUUCAAAGAUAUGGUGUACUCAGACUACUUGCAUGGUAUAAAAGAUUCCGAGGUGCAGCGAUGUAACGAGGCUGUAAAUGUAACAAAUGUUCAAAGUCAUGGAAUAGUUCAGCACUCAUCAGGUCCCGUGAAAGCAUGUGAUAGUGAUGACACUGUCAUUUGCAGGGGUAACACCAGAGUUUCUUUGACCUGUCGAGCAGUAACAAAGGUUUAUAAAAGUAUUUUUAAGUUCUAGUUUCAUACGGAAAAGAAACAAGUCAACAGACGCGACGCAGGGUGAGUAGAGUGUUGAGUCCAGGAGAAUCACAACCACUCUUGCAGUUUUGUAAAAUCAGGAUGAUUGAUGUACGUCAGCUAUUGUACCUUGAAAACCUCCAUGAUUUAACAAUUUAAAUGUAGCAUAGCUAAGUAAUCUAUUCCUUUUCUUAAUCUGUGCAUAGCUGAUUGCCAUGUAUUUGUUCCCGAUGAGAUCGUGAUUCUUGUUUCAUUCCCUUUGAGAACCUUUAGGACUUGAUUCUAACCUUGUGUUGGGAAAUUUUAGGUUUCAUUACCUUCAGAAUUAUGGACUUGAUGGUAACCUUUUUAUUUUUAUUUUUUAUUGAUUCAAUACAAUAGUUCCCAAACUUUGAUGAUUA
Molecule: messenger RNA, 3637 nt
Organism: Lycium barbarum (goji berry)
Lineage: Eukaryota; Viridiplantae; Streptophyta; Magnoliopsida; Solanales; Solanaceae
Product: alkylated DNA repair protein ALKBH6 homolog
Exons: 5
Coding region: 2593-3237 (214 amino acids)
Source: RefSeq, a predicted model, not a curated record